AUGUUAAUAAAUACAAAUUUAAAAAUAAAUAAUGAAGAAAUUUUGAAUAAAAAAGAAAUUAAAAAACGUCAAAAGAAAAGUGAACAAAAUUUAAAAAAUAAUUAUAGAAAUGUGGAAAUUGAAAAUAAUUUAUUUUCUCUAUCAUUUAACAAUGAUGGACUAUUAAAUGAAGUAAAAGACAUUCGCCGUUCUAAUAAAACAUUUAAAUUAAAUCAACAAUUCUUUUAUUAUAAAGGAAUGGGAAAUAAAGAUUUAGAUGGACAUUAUCAACAGGCUUCAGGCGCUUAUAUUUUCCGUCCAAAUGGAAGCGAGCCCCACCCAUUCGAAGGGCCUAUCCAAAAUAUUCAAGUUAUUAAGAAUUUGUUAGUACAAGAAGUUAGACAAACAAUAAAUCCUUGGAUUAGUCAAAUAAUUCGUUUAUUUCCAAAUAAGCCAUUUAUUGAAUUUCAAUGGAAAAUUGGCCCUUUACCAAAAAAUAAAACCCUGCUUGAGUCAAUUGAAGUAAUUACUAAAUAUACAAUUGAUGGAUUUAAAUCUUCUCAAGUUUUUUGGACUGACGCAAAUGGUCGUCAAAUGAUUAAACGUAAGCGUAAUGAUCCUGAACGAUUUUACGAAGGCUCAGAACCAGCAGCUGGAAAUUAUUUCCCAGUCAAUUCUCGUAUUUGGAUAGAGGAUAGUUCUGAUCGUAUGACAAUUCUUACUGAUCGUUCCCAAGGUGGAGCAUCUUUAAAUGAUGGACAGAUUGAAUUAAUGCUUCAUCGUCGAUGCUUUUUUGACGAUGCUUGGGGUGUUGAAGAGGCUUUGGAUGAGCCUGGGGAGGAUGGAAGAGGAUUAAUUGUACAGGGAAAACAUUGGCUUUUACUUAAUGAAAAAACUGUUGAAGAACAUAGACCUUUAACUUUUGAUAUUUUUGAGGAAAAUGCUCCACAAACAAUUGCAUUUAUUCCUUUAGAUAAUUUAAUUAAAGGAAAUAUAAGCCGUUAUAGAGAACUUUACAGAACUGAGUUUUCCGGUAUUUCACCAAAUUCAUUACCUCCAACCAUAAAUAUAUUAACAUUAACACCAAUUGGUAAUAAAACAAAUGAAGUAUUAAUUCGUCUAGAACAUUUUUACCAAAAAAAUGAAUUAAAAGCAACAAAUAUAUCUUCAAAUAUUGUGGAACAUAUUGACCUUAAAAAACUAUUUCUCCCUCAUUUUAACGUUAUCACUGCUGAGGAAUUAACUCUUGGUGCCGAUCGCUCUGUUGAAACCAAUAAAACAAAACAAAAUGAUGAUUCUAAUUUAAUUAUUUCAUUAAAACCAAUGGAGAUUAGAACAUUUAAAUUAAUUAUUAAAUAA
Messenger RNA from Meloidogyne enterolobii, 1338 nucleotides. The record is from the annotation of a GenBank genome assembly. NCBI's taxonomy places the organism in Eukaryota, Metazoa, Nematoda, Chromadorea, Rhabditida, Meloidogynidae.